AUGGCUGCCGCCGAUGUUCGCGACAUGCUCGACUUGCCCGCGGAGGGCCAACCGCGACCUCACAAGAAACAGAAAGUUGUGGAGAAGAGGCCAGAGGGAAUUACCCGUGAACUCUUCGCGCUUCUAGGAGAACGAGCACCCCCGAUCGCGAUCAACGAGAACAGAUACAAGGGACGGCCGAAAUGGCAGACCAAAGCUCGCGUGCGGCCUUGGCGUAUGACCCCCUUCUCGAACGAGGCGCGAUCGGAUGACCUCGUUUUACGACACUGGCAGAGAGAACCCGGAUCAACACAGACGCCGGCGAUUGAGGAUAUGAAAAUGGAGGGAGAAACGACAGAGCAGCAAGGAGAACAGAAAUCCAAUGAACCACAGUACCCGUUUGCUAAGUACAAUAUCAAAAUAAACGUUCCCAAACGAUAUACUACGGACGAAUACAACCGCCAUCUGAGGAGCGACGAGUGGUCGCGAGAAGAGACGGAUUAUUUGAUGGACUUGGUAGAGGAGUAUCAUCUCCGCUGGGUGGUCAUUGCCGAUCGAUACGAUUUCCAACCGCGACCAGUCGACAAUCCCGACGACAACACAGAUACGUCGACCGCACUGGUACCCAGCAAACAAUUCAGAACCAUGGAGCAGAUGAAAGCCCGCUACUACUUCAUCGCCGCCUCAAUGCUCGCCCUCGAAACUCCACCAUCCACCAUGUCGCCGCCAGAGUUUGAGCUGCAUGAAAUGAUGACGAAGUUCGACCCCGAGCGCGAGCGCCACCGCAAGGAACUUGCCGCCCUCCAAUUAAACCGCACAGCGGACGAAGUCCGCGAGGAAACCGUCCUCCUCGAAGAACUCAAGCGCAUCGCAGCCAACGAGCAGGAAUUCGUCACUGAACGCAGAGAGCUCUACUCCCGCCUCGACAUCCCCGUCAGCGUCAGCAACGCAACGAACUACCACAACAGCCAGGGCCUCUCCCACCUCCUUCAAACCCUUCUCCAAGCAGAUAAGAGCAAAAAGCGCCGCUCUAUUCUCGGUCCCGACGGCAUCGUUCCUACACCAGGCGGCCAAACCCCCACGAUCCCCAAUGGCCCUGGCAGCGCCCGCGACAGCAGCAGAGCAGACACGCCCAACGGUGGCACCACACAACCCGCAACAACCAAAAAGGCCGCCGCAGCAGCCAACAAGGAAGCAGCGCAGCAAGCAAUUCGUACCCUUACGCCUGCAGAAGAAGCCCGCUACGGCGUGCAACACCACGACCGCCUUGCACCAGGCGUGCAAUUCCGCUCUGAUCGCGUUCAAAAACUCACGCAGGCGAAAUCCCACGUCCAGACACAGAAACUUGGUGCCGCGCUCGCUGAGCUGGAGGUGCCGCUUCGUCUGGUCAUGCCGACGGAGCGAGUGGUCAAGAACUUUGAGAAGCUGAUUCACUCCGUCAACCUCCUGCUGGACGCGCGCAAGGUCGCUGAGAAGGUGGAGAGCGAGAUCCGUGUAUUGGAAGCGGCGAAGGAGGAGCGGGAACGGAAGGCAAAGGAGUUUAAGGAGAAGGAUAAGCCUGAGGUCAAGUCGGAGCAGCGCGAUGAAGAUGCUCCUGUUCCACCUGCGCCUGUGUCUGGUGCUGUAGGCAGUGCUCCGCAGAGUGGGCAACCUGUCAAUGCAAGCGAAGGACAAGCGAAUCCGGAUGCCUCGUCUACUGCGAAUAAUCCUGCCAGUGGUGAACCGGCUACGAAAGAAAAGGAGGGCGUCUCUCAUAAGCGUUCUGCCAGCGUGCUCAGCAAUGGAAGUGACAAGAGCUCCAAGCGGCAGAAGAAAUGA
Aspergillus mulundensis is the source of this 1797-nucleotide messenger RNA. Its product is annotated as SWR1-complex protein 4. NCBI's taxonomy places the organism in Eukaryota, Fungi, Ascomycota, Eurotiomycetes, Eurotiales, Aspergillaceae. Gene Ontology annotation, biological process: DNA repair; chromatin remodeling; negative regulation of transcription by RNA polymerase II. The record is from RefSeq and is a predicted model, not a curated record. Gene Ontology annotation, molecular function: transcription corepressor activity. Bases 1 to 1797 code for a protein of 598 amino acids. The transcript is spliced from 3 exons. Gene Ontology annotation, cellular component: Swr1 complex; NuA4 histone acetyltransferase complex.